CAAAAGUUUUUUUGUUUUUAUAUACUUUUUAUUAUAAAUUCUUUCAUUUGUGUUCUAAAUUACUAACAUUUCUUUUUCCAUUUUUCUUCCUUGUUAUUGUUUCAGGUGUUUCCGCUGAAGUUUAUUAUGUACGUGAUGGCCACAUCAAUAAUUAUGCCUUAAAUUUUAUUGUGCCUGUGCCGGCCAAUGUGCGUGACAUUAGCUUCACUUGGCAAAGUCAAGCCGGACGUCCUCUACCCUACAGCAUUAAUGUGGUGACCUCGGAUCAGGCAGUUUUACCGCGUCCCACCAUGAAUAUUUCCCAAAUAGGUGAAAUACCCAUUAAAGUGCAGACUUUUUCUAUAGGCCUUAAGUGUUCGGGCAUUAGAGCCGCCGAAGUGGAUGUUACCAUUUCCAUAGAAGUGAUAUUAAAUCGGGCCUUAAAUAAUGUCACUCAUUUAGUGUUUAGAAGAAAAAAGAUUUGCCUGUUGGCCGAAGAGGAUGAAACGGACAUGGAUGAUCCUUUGUUAUUGGAAACGGUGGUGCCUCCACCCACGGGCUUUAUAACUUUGGUAGUAGGCUGUGUUUUGGCUUUAGCUUUGGUGUUGAUACUGCUUUUAGCGGCCUAUUGCGUGCGCGGCUCUACUAAACGUCAAAAUCAUGGUGGUCAACCCAUGAGAACUUCCAGUUUCCAAAGACUUAAUACCAAUCCUCCUUGUCAAUCAGCUUCCUAUAUAACACCCUCCAUUAUAGCACCCAUACACACUACUCUACCGCGUAAAAUUGAACCCCAACAACCCGAGGAGUUGCAUCGCCGUAUUUCCGAAUUAACCGUGGAACGUUGUCGUGUCCGCUUGUCCAGCUUAUUACAAGAAGGCACUUUCGGUCGUGUUUAUCGUGGUACUUACAAUGACAAUCAGGAUGUUUUAGUUAAGACUGUUGCCCAACAUGCCAGUCAAAUGCAAGUGUCUCUUCUACUUCAAGAAGGCAUGUCCCUAUAUGGUGCUUCACAUCCCGGUAUUUUAUCUGUUUUGGGUGUUUCAAUUGAAGAUCAUACUACACCAUUUGUUCUCUAUCCUGCCAUGAAUAAUACCAGAAAUUUAAAGCAGUUCUUAUUGGAUCCCUCGUGUGCUCGCACCAUCACCACCAUACAAAUCGUAAUGAUGUCUUCACAUUUGUCCACCGCCUUAAGUCAUCUACACAGUCAUGGAGUGGUGCACAAAGAUAUAGCGACAAGAAAUUGUGUUAUUGACGAUCAAUUACGCGUUAAAUUAUCUGACAGUUCUCUAUCGCGAGAUUUAUUCCCGGGCGAUUAUAAUUGUUUAGGUGAUAGUGAAAAUCGUCCAGUUAAAUGGAUGUCAUUGGAAGCAUUACAACAUAAACAAUUUUCAGAAGCCAGUGAUUCAUGGGCCUUUGGUGUUUUAAUGUGGGAAUUAUGCACCUCAGCCAAGCAACCAUAUGCUGAAGUAGAUCCCUUCGAAAUGGAACAUUAUCUAAGAGAUGGCUAUAGACUGGCGCAGCCAUUCAAUUGUCCCGAUGAGCUCUUCACCAUUAUGGCUUACUGUUGGGCUCUUCUGCCAGCUGAACGUCCUUCAUUUUUACAAUUACACGCCUGCCUCUCUGAAUUUUAUGCUCAAAUUACACGUUAUGUGUAGUUCCAUUAACCUCAUACUUAAUGCCCCCUCCCCCUCUCUUCACCUCCUAUACGCCCCAUCCAAUGGACAAGUAAACUUUCCAUUCUCGCAUCUAGUAAUUAAGUUAAGUGAAAAAACAUUCUCCUAUAAAUAUAGAAAUCAUUGUUGUUGUUUUAAUAUUACAAAUAUAUAUGUAUAAAAUUAUUAAUAUAAUUAUUAUUAUAUAAUAAUAAAAAUAAUUAAGUAAAUACUUAGUAAUAAUCAGUUUUUUAUAUUGCCAAAAUUAUAUUUUAAGUUUUAAAAA
Molecule: messenger RNA, 1917 nt
Organism: Lucilia sericata (common green bottle fly)
Lineage: Eukaryota; Metazoa; Arthropoda; Insecta; Diptera; Calliphoridae
Gene: dnt
Product: tyrosine-protein kinase Dnt
Exons: 3
Biological process (GO): cell surface receptor protein tyrosine kinase signaling pathway; positive regulation of kinase activity; multicellular organism development
Cellular component (GO): signaling receptor complex
Molecular function (GO): protein kinase activity; ATP binding
Source: RefSeq, a predicted model, not a curated record